Coffea eugenioides is the source of this 1380-nucleotide messenger RNA. RefSeq names its product F-box protein At1g61340-like. Bases 462 to 1019 code for a protein of 185 amino acids. The transcript has 4 exons. NCBI's taxonomy places the organism in Eukaryota, Viridiplantae, Streptophyta, Magnoliopsida, Gentianales, Rubiaceae. Gene Ontology annotation, molecular function: protein binding. The record is from RefSeq and is a predicted model, not a curated record.
UUAACCCGCCAAUCCCAGGGUGCUCCAAGAUCUCCAGUAGUUUCUAGUGAAAAAUCAAAUCUUUUACCACAUCCAUUUUCCCUCCUGGAUAUUUAUCUAAAAGCACCCGACCCAGCCCACAGAUAUUUUUAUCCGAGAUUUCCAGUAGUUUCUAGUGAAAAAUCAAAUAAAAUCAAAAUCUUUUACCAUAUCCAUUUUCCCUCCUACGUAUUAAUCUAUAAGCAAUUUAAAAAUUGUACCGAUGUGUCAGCACACAAGAUUAGAAAAAUCCUAAGUUUCGUACAAGUAUAAAUAUCUUGACUUACACGGUUAUAAGUGGCUUUAUUUGUUUCCUUCUCAGCAAACGGCAGUUACAGCCAACCUCAAUUUACUCUCUCGCUAAAAUUUAGGUAUUUAGGUCAAGUUUCGCCUCAAGAUCUUGGAUUCACGGAACUUUGUUGAAGAGACAGAACAGGACAAAGAUGGCAUUGGGGAAGAAAUGUGGUUGCAAUUCCCAGAGGGGAAAUGGAGGGUUUGGGAUGGGGUUGGUCAGGAGCACCUCAUUUGGGCGGAAAAGGGUUGCUUUACCAUCCAAUGAUGUGAUGGAAAUUGAUUGCUUUGAUAGAACUCCCACCAAAAAACGCUGCAGCUAUGAGGCCUCAUUUUUCACUUCAGACAAGUCUACUCUUGAAGCAUUGCCUCAAGAUGUCCUGAUUAGGAUAUUAUGUGGUGUUGAACAUGAUGAUUUGAAGAGGCUGUUUUUUGUGUCCAAAUCGCUAAGAGAAGCGACUUUGAUUGCAAAGCAAUGGCAUUUUGCAUAUAGUACCCCCAGGAAGACCCUUGGAUUUCCAAAUGCUAUUGAUUUGGAAAAUCUGGAUGAGUUCAAUGAAAUCGAACAAGCUCCAAGGCAAGUGAGAAUUCCGAGGGCUCGAUUGAGCAGCAAGAAGUUGGCUGACAUUUCGGUGGCCUUAUUUACUUCUGCUGGCGAAGAGAAUUGGCCACGAAGAGAGCUAUUUGUGGCAAUGGAUGCAGAAAUAUGAGUUGAAUAAUCUAUGAAGAUCCAGAACGGUCUUCUUCUUGUUGUACAAUUGGUAACUUGGUUAAGCUAAAUAGAUAGAAGACAGAGAGAAAAAUCUGACGUGCGGGUCAGAUUUUUUGAUAGUUUGUACAUGACAAAACAAAUCCAUGCAGGCCCAUUUUCUUCAAUUCUUUCAUUGAAGAUAGGAUUGGCUUGUUUAUACUUUGUUUGUACAUGUAGAAGAAAUGGUUUAGGGAUUUCAUUUAAGGAGCUGUAGUGGCCCUUUUUAUUCUCAAAGGCGUGUAUAUAUGAGCCUCCUAGCUCUUUGGUAAACUUAUUCGAAUUGGUUGAAUGAAUACAUCUCUUCCAAGCUGAUUUUGCAA